CCUUACAAUAAAUGUAAGUUACCAAGUCUCGCUACAUGGAAGCCAACAUAUCUCGAAACUCUAAAGGUUGUAGGUUAUACCCCAGGUCAGGCUCAAGGUAGUGCUCUCCCUGUUACCUUUCACAAGGAUCGCCCGUAA
Messenger RNA from Scutellospora calospora, 138 nucleotides. The record is from the annotation of a GenBank genome assembly. Lineage: Eukaryota; Fungi; Glomeromycota; Glomeromycetes; Diversisporales; Gigasporaceae.